Messenger RNA from Penicillium macrosclerotiorum, 1077 nucleotides. Its product is annotated as amphiphysin. Gene Ontology annotation, molecular function: lipid binding; protein binding. Gene Ontology annotation, biological process: actin cortical patch localization; endocytosis; plasma membrane tubulation. Gene Ontology annotation, cellular component: medial cortex; mating projection tip; actin cortical patch. Lineage: Eukaryota; Fungi; Ascomycota; Eurotiomycetes; Eurotiales; Aspergillaceae. The record is from RefSeq and is a predicted model, not a curated record. The transcript has 2 exons. Bases 1 to 1077 code for a protein of 358 amino acids.
AUGAGUUUCAAGGGCUUUCAGAAGAGCAUCGUGCGCGCCCCGCAGCAGUUUAAGGUCAAAUUCAACAUUGGCGAGCACACCAAAGAUGCCGUCUAUAGUGAUGCCGAACGCCGCUUCCAGGAGCUCGAGAAGGAGACCAAGAAGCUGCACGACGAGUCCAAGAAAUACUUCGAUGCUAUUAACGGCAUGUUGAACCACCAGAUUGAAUUCUCCAAAGCCAUCGCCGAACUCUACAAACCCAUUUCCGGCCGUGCCUCUGAUCCCAACUCCUACCAAUUCGAAGGAAACCCCGAGGGCAUCCAGGCCUGUGAGGACUACGAAGUAAUUGUGCGGGAGCUGCAGGAGGCCUUGGCACCAGAGCUGGAUAUGAUCGAAAGCCGUGUGAUUAGCCCUGCCGAUCAGCUGCUGGAGGUCAUCAAGGUGAUUCGCAAGGUUGCUGUCAAACGCGACCACAAGAAGUUGGAUUACGACCGUCAUCGUGCCUCCCUGAAGAAGUUGCAGGACAAGAAGGACAAAUCCCUCAAAGACGAGAAGGCCCUCUACAAGGCUGAGAAUGAUGUCGAGCAAGCCACCCAGGAGUUUAACUACUACAACGAUCUCUUGAAGGAGGAGUUGCCCAAGCUAUUUACCCUGGAGGCCGAGUUCAUUCGCCCGCUGUUCCAGUCCUUCUACUAUAUGCAACUCAAUGUCUUCUACACUCUACACGAAAAGAUGCAAGGCAUGAAUAUCAGUUAUUUUAACUUGGCCCUCGACGUCGAAGAGGCCUUUGAACAGAAACGAGGCGACGUAAAAGAGCGUGCCGAGGAGCUAGUCAUUGUUCACUUCAAGACAAAAGGGCUGGGUCGCAGCAACUCCAAGCUGGGCAAGUUAUCGGACAGCAAGAGCCCUGUCGGUCGUGGACGGGCCACCUCAACCGCUGAUGAGAACCCACCUCCCCCUUAUUCCAGUGCUGGUAUCAGUCCAAGCCCAACCGGAAGCCUCUCUGCCGCCGCCAAGAGCAAACCGGCUCCCCCUCCCCCCACGGGCCAAACCCGCCCAUCUCAGCAAGCAAGUCGAAAUGGUCACCGCUCUUUAUGA